This is a messenger RNA of Neocloeon triangulifer, 795 nucleotides long. Its product is annotated as ras-related protein Rab-34-like. The transcript is spliced from 6 exons. Gene Ontology annotation, molecular function: GTPase activity; GTP binding. Lineage: Eukaryota; Metazoa; Arthropoda; Insecta; Ephemeroptera; Baetidae. The record is from RefSeq and is a predicted model, not a curated record. Bases 1 to 795 code for a protein of 264 amino acids.
AUGCAGAAGUUCGCGGAGACGGACAGGCAGAUCUUCCGCUUCCCGGUCGCUUUCAGAAACGACGCCACCCUUUACUCGGGCCAAACCGAUUUCAGUCCUGGAGUAAGGGAUGCGUGUAAGAUGUCGAAAGUGCAGGUUUUGAGACUAGCGAAAAUAGUUUUCGUCGGUGAUUGCGGCGUUGGAAAAACGUGUCUGAUUAACAGAUUUUGCAAGCGUAUUUUUGACAGCAACUACAAGGCCACUAUUGGAGUUGAUUUUGAAGUAGAGCGAUUUGACGUGCUUGGCGUUGCUUUCAAUUUGCAAAUGUGGGACACUGCUGGACAGGAGAGAUUCAGAUCGAUCGCUUCAUCUUAUUACAGAGGCGCCCAUGCGCUUGUCGUCGUUUUUGACAUGACCAACCUCCUUUCGCUGGCGCACUGCCAUCAGUGGCUGGAGGAGGCGAUGACAGCAAACUGCAGAGGCCCGAAACCCCUCGUUUUUCUAGUCGGAACAAAAAAGGAUCUCAUGGGACCAGCGUCUCAGAAAAUGGUUGAGGCACAGGCAGUGCAAAUGUCCAAAGAACUCGGCGCCGAAUUGUGGCUUUUAUCUGCGUGCACUGGAGACAAUGUGCUUGAUUUUUUCUUCCGCCUCACAGCUCUUAAUUUCGACCGGUCGGUUCUGAGGGAACUUGAAAGAGAUAAGGUGGAUAUAAAGAUCGGCUACGACUUUGUCAGUCCGAAAAGGCCAGUAAAAAUCGCGGAGAAGAAUAAAAGUAAAAGAAAUAACUGCCAGGGUCAGUCGGACUGCAAAAUUUGA